Penicillium bovifimosum is the source of this 555-nucleotide messenger RNA. RefSeq lists its product as uncharacterized. The record is from RefSeq and is a predicted model, not a curated record. The transcript has a single exon. NCBI's taxonomy places the organism in Eukaryota, Fungi, Ascomycota, Eurotiomycetes, Eurotiales, Aspergillaceae. The coding region runs from base 1 to 555 and encodes 184 amino acids.
AUGGGAAAGUGCCUUGCCCAUAGUCGACCCACCAGCAAUGACGCCUUACAGACCUGGCUGCUGGCAACCGAGUCCACCAGAGAGCAGUCAACAGACCAGAACAUACCCGAGCGUCCUUGGCUUUCCAUCACGAACGGCUCGACAACCACAACGCGACGUGAUCUGGGGUCGGCAAGAAAGAGGACAAUGCUGGCAAGAUCCUACUCACACCUUCCUCAUACUAGUCUGGCAGUAAUCAAGACAUUCGAUCCAGAUACUGAGGGCAGACGGAGAAAUGAACUUCCAUCGGUUCGAGACCGUUCAGGAUCCCAGACCUGGGAUACCGUGGACAUCAUAGUGAACGGUGGCGAGGACGUGUUAGGCUGCUGGGUUUAUCCAAUCCGGCGCACAUUCACCAGAGCGAUGGAGUUGUACGGUUCCCGCGAAGCUAUCAAGACUGCUGCACAGCAGAUUCGCACAGGUAUCGAGGACCCGAAGUUUGCUGUUGUGCAAAAUUCUACUUUCGUGUCCGAGUUCGAUUGCGAUACCUUCCGCGCUGCGGCGCUGCUCAUCUGA